This is a messenger RNA of Arvicanthis niloticus (Nile rat), 654 nucleotides long. RefSeq names its product C-type lectin domain family 2 member E-like. The record is from RefSeq and is a predicted model, not a curated record. Gene Ontology annotation, molecular function: natural killer cell lectin-like receptor binding. Gene Ontology annotation, cellular component: external side of plasma membrane. Lineage: Eukaryota; Metazoa; Chordata; Mammalia; Rodentia; Muridae.
AUGAGUGCUGCAAAGAUUGAAGAGGCCUCUAUAGGCAUGCUGAAGACAGACCUCACAGAGUCUCAUGCUGCAGACUGCCUUCAGGAGGGAGAAACGGGUAAAAAACUAAAAGCAAAAUUUCUCAAAAUUGUCUCCCCUGAGUUUCAUGUUAAGCUUUACUGCUGCUAUGGAGUGAUCAUGGUCCUCACUGCAGCUGUAGUUGUUCUUUCUGCUGCUUUGUCAGUGAGAAAUAAAAAUGCAAUCAUGGAGAGCUGUGAACCUUGCUAUGCCGCAUGCCCAAGUGGCUGGAUUGGAUUUGGAAGAAAAUGCUUUUAUUUUUCUGAAGACAUUGGAAACUGGACAUUCAGCCAGUUCUCCUGCAUGGCACUAGAUGCCCAUCUAGCUCUGUUUGACAGCCUGGAGGAGCUGAAUUUUCUGAAGAGAUACAACGGGCCUUCUGACCACUGGAUUGGCCUGCACAGAGAGUCAUCAGAGCAUCCUUGGAUAUGGACAGACAACACUGAGUAUAAUAACUUGGUUCUCACCCGAGGAGGAGGAGAAUGUGCCUACCUGAGUGACAGGGGCAUCCGCAGCAGCAGGGGAUACACACAUAAGAAAUGGAUCUGUAACAAGCCCAAUACCUUACACUGCCCAGUAAUUGUAAAGCCAGGGUAG